Messenger RNA from Exophiala spinifera, 522 nucleotides. RefSeq lists its product as uncharacterized. Bases 1 to 522 code for a protein of 173 amino acids. NCBI's taxonomy places the organism in Eukaryota, Fungi, Ascomycota, Eurotiomycetes, Chaetothyriales, Herpotrichiellaceae. The transcript has a single exon. The record is from RefSeq and is a predicted model, not a curated record.
AUGGGUACCACGCUAGUUCGCCUUGGAGUGGGCUUCUUCUCCCUCAUCAGUCUCGCUAUAGCGGCCUUUAAUGGCGCAAUCGCACACUUUGCGAUUGUUCUUCAGGAUCGAGCAAGGACCGACCUUGUCAACGUACCUCACGAUCGCUUCGACCAGAUCUUCGAGCAUCUUAUGAGCCGUGUUAUUUUGCUCAGUAUCAUUCUCUGCGUCACCUCCGCUGUUUGCGCUUUUUUGGGUGGCAUCUUUGCAGUCUAUCACCCACUGUCUCUUCUCUGGGGUCUAUUAAUCGGUCAAAUUUUGAUAUUUAUUGCCAAUCCUAUCCUUGCUGGUAACGUUCAUGGAUAUAAAACAUCAUUCACCUGGUUCGGCAAGAACGACAAAUAUCCAUACUACGACCUUAUUUACUACGGAUCGAUUGCCCAGAUGGGCUGGGCACUCAUUCAAGUACCCUGUCUGGCUUUGUGCUGUUGCUGUCGAGCAGGUCCUCGAGAGGGUCCAGCGGAGCAACCCGACGAAGCUUAA